This is a messenger RNA of Dunckerocampus dactyliophorus (ringed pipefish), 3981 nucleotides long. It is a transcript of the gene myo1f, whose product is annotated as myosin IF. Lineage: Eukaryota; Metazoa; Chordata; Actinopteri; Syngnathiformes; Syngnathidae. Bases 86 to 3376 code for a protein of 1096 amino acids. Gene Ontology annotation, molecular function: microfilament motor activity; ATP binding; actin filament binding. The record is from RefSeq and is a predicted model, not a curated record. Gene Ontology annotation, biological process: vesicle transport along actin filament; actin filament organization. The transcript is spliced from 28 exons. Gene Ontology annotation, cellular component: cytoplasm; microvillus; actin cytoskeleton.
GCGAAGACUGCGGAGCACAGUCUCUGCGGGGGUCAGUUCUGGCUGGUUCAUUCUGUCACGUUCUCGGUGUGGUUUGAACCCCAAUAUGCAGAGACGAAGCCACGGAGUGCAAAAGGCAAAAUACCACUGGCAGAGUCAAAAUGUCAAACAAAGUGGAGUGGACGACAUGGUCCUCCUGUCCAAGAUCACCGAGGACGCCAUUGUGGAGAACCUGAAGAAAAGAUACAUGGACGACUACAUUUUUACUUACAUCGGUCCUGUGCUGAUAUCAGUGAACCCGUUCAAACAGAUGCCCUACUUCACUGAGAGAGAAAUCGAGCUGUACCAAGGAGCAGCCCAAUAUGAGAAUCCACCCCACAUCUACGCCUUGACUGACAACAUGUACAGAAACAUGAUGAUUGAUGGAGAAAAUCAGUGUGUUAUUAUCAGCGGCGAGAGUGGGGCAGGAAAGACUGUGGCUGCCAAAUACAUCAUGGGCUACAUAUCCAAAGUAUCUGGAGGAGGAGCCAAAGUUCAGCACAUAAAAGACAUUAUCCUUCAGUCCAAUCCUCUCCUAGAAGCCUUCGGGAAUGCCAAAACUGUCCGCAACAACAAUUCUAGUCGCUUUGGCAAAUACUUUGAGAUUCAAUUCAGCAGAGGCGGAGAGCCUGACGGGGGCAAAAUCUCCAACUUUCUGCUGGAGAAGUCGAGGGUGGUGAGCCAGAAUGACAGCGAAAGAAACUUCCACAUUUACUAUCAGCUGAUAGAGGGCACUAGUGCUCAGCAGAAAGAGGGCCUUGGCAUCAUGACCCCGGACUACUACUUCUACCUCAACCAGUCUGGAACCUACAAAGUGGAUGGAACCAAUGACAGUAAAGAUUUCCAUGAAACUAUGGAAGCCAUGCAGGUGAUCGGGAUCCCAGGUGACAUCCAGGCCCAGGUGCUGCAGAUUGUUGCUGGCAUCCUCCACCUGGGGAACAUCAGCUUCAUAGAAGCAGGGAAUUAUGGACAAGUGGAAAGCAUGGACUUGCUCGCCUUCCCAGCCUACCUGCUGGCCAUCGACCCCAACCGUCUGCAGGAGAAGCUGACCAGUCGGAAAAUGGACUCAAAGUGGGGAGGCAAGUCAGAGUCCAUCAAUGUGACACUGAACCAGGAGCAAGCCACCUACACGAGAGACGCCCUGGCUAAAGCCCUCUACGCACGACUCUUUGACUACCUGGUGGAGGCCAUUAAUAAAGCCAUCCAAAAACCGCAUGAAGAAUUCAGCAUCGGCGUAUUGGACAUAUAUGGUUUUGAAAUAUUCCAGAGAAAUGGAUUUGAGCAGUUCUGUAUCAACUUUGUCAAUGAGAAACUACAACAGAUCUUCAUUGAACUGACUCUGAAGGCUGAGCAGGAGGAGUACGUUCAAGAGGGCAUCAAGUGGACACCCAUUCAAUACUUCAACAACAAGAUUGUGUGCGACCUUAUUGAAAAUAAAUUGAAUCCUCCAGGUGUGAUGAGUGUGCUGGAUGAUGUGUGUGCCACCAUGCAUGCCAAAGGCGAGGGUGCAGAUAGCACUCUGCUGCAGAAACUGCAGGCUGCCGUAGGAAUACACGAGCAUUUCAACAGCUGGAACUCAGGCUUUGUUAUACAUCACUACGCUGGAAAGGUGUCGUAUGAUAUCAACGGCUUCUGUGAGAGAAACCGGGACGUCCUUUUCCCCGACCUUAUUGAGCUCAUGCAAAGCAGUGAACAUGACUUCAUCCGCAGCCUGUUCCCCGAAAACCUCAACACGGACAAGAAAAGCAGGCCAACUACCGCAGGCUCCAAGAUCAAGAGACAAGCAAAUGACCUGGUGAACACGCUAAUGAAGUGCACGCCCCACUAUAUCCGCUGUAUCAAACCCAACGAGACUAAAAGGCCCAAAGACUGGGAGGAGAGCAGGGUUAAGCAUCAAGUGGAAUACCUCGGACUUCGGGAAAACAUCCGCGUACGGAGGGCUGGUUUUGCAUACCGCAGGAUCUUCACUAAAUUCCUGCAAAGGUAUGCCAUUCUGACUGAUGAGACAUGGCCUCGCUGGAGGGGUCCGGAGCAGCAGGGGGUCCUUCACCUCCUCCGUUCUGUUAACAUGGAUAUCGACCAAUACCAGAUGGGCCGCACCAAAAUCUUUGUUAAAAACCCAGAAUCGCUGUUCCUUCUUGAGGAGAUGAGGGAGAGGAAGUUUGACACUUUCGCCAGGACCAUUCAGAAGGCGUGGAGAAGAUACAUUGCCAGGAAGAAGUAUGAACAGAUGAGAGAAGAGGCUUCGGACAUCCUAUACAACUCCAAAGAGCGGAGGAAACACAGCAUCAACAGGAACUUUGUUGGAGACUACCUGGGCCUAGAACAAAGACCUGAGCUGAGGCAGUUCCUGGCCAAGAGGGAGCGUGUUGACUUUGCAGACUCUGUCAACAAGUUUGAUCGAAGGUUCAAGUCCAUCAAGAGAGAUUUGAUCCUGACCCCCAAGGGAAUCUAUCUGAUUGGCCGGGAGAAAGUGAAGAAAGGUCCCGAGAAAGGCCAAAUAAAGGAGGUGCUAAAGCGAAAACUGGAGUUUGGGAGCAUCAGUGGCAUCUCUCUCAGCACGAGACAGGAUGAUUUUUUUAUCCUGCACGAGGCACAGUACGACAGUCUGCUGGAGUCCAACUUCAAGACGGAGUUCCUCAGCUUGUUGUCCAAACGCUACGAGGACGUGACCAGGAGGAAACUGGCCAUAUCUUUCACAGACAGACUGGAGUUCAGAGUGAAGAAAGAGGGUUGGGGCGGCGGUGGCUCCAGGGUGGUGGUGUUCCAGAAUGGAAUGGGGGACCAGGCCCAGCUCAAACCUGCAGGCAAGACCCUCACCAUCACAGUAGGGAAUGGACUACCCAAGUCUUCCAAACCAACCAGGAAGAGUGGUCCACAGUCACGUGGUGGAGGACAAAAUCACAAAGCAAGCAGAGCACACCAGAAUGGAGCAAACCAGUUCUUCAGAGGACCCAAGCAAUCAGACAUCACAUACUCCUCCCCGCACAAACAGAGCCGGCCUCCGCAAACGGCCCUACCGAAACUGGGCUUUCAGAAAGCUGCCAGAGUCUCAACCCACAACCACAGUAACCAGGGGAACAUGGACUUCCUGAACGUGCCGGAUGAGGGCAUGUCAGGAAAACAGAGGAAACAGAGUAUUGGCCAGCGUCCGCCUCCUGCUCCCAAACCCCAGCCUCGCCCUCAGGGGCCUCGCUGUCGGGCUUUAUACCAGUACAUUGGCCAGGACACCGACGAGAUCAGCUUUGAGUUCAACGAUGUGUUUGACCUUGUCAAAGAAGAUCCGUCAGGGUGGUGGACUGGCAGGAUUCGAGGAAAAGAAGGUCUCUUCCCUGGUAACUAUGUGGAAAAGAUUUAAUCAUUGUCCCUGGUUGCUUGGUGGAUGUUUAUGCAUGAUGGAAACAUGAUUGUUUAAGGUGGACACACCUCCCUUUGGAGACAGGAGGCAUUGCCAUUAUUGUCAUGACUGUAAAACGCAGAUCCUACCGUGUAUCAGGUUUCAUCUGUGUUGUCGCCUCGCACUUUGCUGUUCAAAAGAACCUAGUAACAAGAUCUUUGACUACUCUCCCUAUUGACACCUCUCGUUCAGUCUUCUAUGCACUAUGACCUUAAGCUUAAAUUACAGCCCGUCGAGAAUAAUGAGCCUAAUUGCUGCACUGCAUUAUGUUGUUGCCAGUGUUAACAAACGUAUGAUUGCAUUUGUCUCAUAUUUUCUGUCAUUACCUGUUAACAUUUCACAAUAGAACCCAAAUGGACUGUGCGUACGAACAUUUGUACUGUAACAAACACCUCUGGAUUAAUGGAUGCCAUUAGUGGAGAGCCAUUCCCAAUUUCACACAUUUCUCUUGCCUCAUUUUUAAUGUAUUGUAGAUUUUGAUUUGUCCGUGUAGCUUAUGUUUUUUUAUAUACUGUAUGUGUAAUUAAAAUUCUCAGGUUGUUUUGUGUUACUCUACUUUUUACUUU